CUUAAUCUCGCCAUCCGCCCGUCUCGAACCCUGGCCCGGGCAGCGAGUAAUAAAAUAGAGCAAAAAGCGAAGCGGAAUCAGAUUCCGAGACUUAACUUUAUAAGAUGGGUUAAUAGCUUACUUCGCUGGUGACGAGCUGGCAGAUUGUGACAUUUAAGGGAGUCCGCAGUCGUGUCAGCAGCCAAUAAUAUUGAAGACAUGAAGACAUGGAUAUCCUGGAUGUUGCUACGUGAUGGUCGGUGUUGUUAUUACUCCGUCGUCGUCGUCGUUGAUAUCCAGCCUGUUCUUGGCGGUUUGCAAUGGCUCACACAGCCACAUAGCUUUGUUAGGGUUGCGGUGGAACUGGCGCUUUUGAGUUUCUAGGCUGUGACUGUGACGUAUCCAUUAGCUAUCAUUCGUUCUGCGGACUAUAUAACUUGAAUUUCUUGCAUUUUCAUCCUCUUUCUUCUCAUCUCACCUCACCAGUAAUCGUCCUAUUUGACACAGAACCCAUCAGACACCCCGUACAGUGCAGUCAGAGAAACACAUCCAAAUAUAUCCCCAAAAUCUCCAAACCAUGGCUACAGCAGCAGUCUUCGGGUGUACUGGAGCGGUGGGCUCUCAAAUCCUCGCAACAGUCCUCUCCAUAGAUGCAUUCUCAGCUGUCAAAACUAUCUCAAGGAGACUACCGAACGCUCAGUCGCCCAAGCUCCAAGCCAUCGAAGAAGCCGAUAGCUCAAAAUGGGUCGCCUUGAUCCCCUCCCUCACCCCCAAGCCAUCAGUGUUCUUCAAUGCAAUCGGCACCACAAGAGCGGCAGCCGGCGGAAUCCAGAACCAGUGGAAAAUCGAUCAUGACCUGUGCAUAGAGAACGCGAAAGCAGCCAAGGCAGCUGGAGCGAAGACAUAUGUGUUCAUCUCCAGCGGCGGGACCAGAGGGUUCCCGUCGCGCUACCUGCCGUACUCGAAAAUGAAGAUUGGAGUGGAGGAUGCCAUCCGCGACGUCGGUUUCGAGCAUGCUAUUAUCCUGAGGCCGGGAAUGAUCAUCCACAGGGACACAAACAAAACCUUGCUCAUGGAGCGCGCCGUAGAAUGGUUGAGCGUGUUUGGACAGGGCGUCCAGGAUAUGAUAGGUCAGGAUCAAACUACUAUUGGUAGAGCCGCUGUAGCAGCUGCUCGCAUGGCUGAAGAGGGCAAAGCUCCCUCAAAGUACUGGGUUUUGGAAAUGGCCGAUAUCGUCAAGUAUGGCAGAGACGAGUGGAAGCAAUAAACAACUGUAUAACUAUAUGCUUUGGCAGUGAUCAAUUUUGCACUGGGGCUACGCCUAAAUACUAUAAUCAUAAUAGCUAAAUAAUAUGAACAAAACAUUCUAAUAAUCAGAAAGUCGUGUAUACAACGUUGGUC
This is a messenger RNA of Blastomyces gilchristii SLH14081, 1380 nucleotides long. Its product is annotated as protein fmp52-2, mitochondrial. Gene Ontology annotation, biological process: import into nucleus. Bases 557 to 1246 code for a protein of 229 amino acids. The transcript is spliced from 2 exons. Gene Ontology annotation, cellular component: cytoplasm. Lineage: Eukaryota; Fungi; Ascomycota; Eurotiomycetes; Onygenales; Ajellomycetaceae. The record is from RefSeq and is a predicted model, not a curated record.